UGUAUCGUGGAUGUAUUUCAAUUACAAAACCAGUCGAAUCUAUUCAUCGCUAUUUAUCGCGUUAUGCAAUCUGGAUGAUCUCCUCGAUCUUUCACCUUGCUCUCAGACUCGAUUAACUUUUGUGAGAUGAGAAUCGUCGAUGCGAAUCUAGAAUAUUUGCGAUACUAGAAAUUUGUACAAUCUCACAAACUGAAUAAAAUUAAAAUUCGAAACACAUUGGCAAAGUUGUCAAUAACCGAUACUAUUCUAUGAUUUUUUCGUUUCCUACGAAAUGAUUAUGAUUAUGUAGUACAUUGCGUUACGUGUGUUAUCCAGCUGUAUCGCGUGCAAUUAUGUUUCUCUUGUCUAUAGCAUCCCACUCCAGAGUCCAGUCUCUUUUGUCCGGCAGAUUCGAGCUAUCAAAAUGCUGUACAUCUUGAUAUCUUCUUUUUUUAAGAUCUCGUUAGCGGAAAACGAUUAAUCGAAAUACUUGUACCACCUGUUGCUGUAUGGAAAUUAGAUGGCAAAACUAGAAGACGUAAAAUUUAUAUGGAGAAACGCGGAUGUAGUCACCUUCGACGUUGAUUCCACUGUGAUACAAGAGGAAGGAAUCGACGAACUUGCAAAAUUUUGUGGAAAAGGAGACCAAGUUACCGCCUUAACGAGCCAAGCGAUGCAAGGAAACUUAACGUUUCAACAAUCUUUAACGGAAAGAUUGAAUAUUAUAAAACCAAGCUAUACUCAGGUAAAGCAGUUUCUCGAAUCGCACCCACCAAAACUUACACCUGGAAUCAAAGCUCUGGUAACGGCCUUACAAGCUCACAAAAAGCAAGUGUUCCUAGUGUCCGGUGGUUUCCAUUGCGUAAUCGCACCAGUUGCCGUAUUACUCGACAUUCCGUUAGAACAUGUCUUUGCGAACAAAUUGAAAUUUUAUUUCACAGGAGAAUAUGCAGGUUUCGAUGAAAAUCAACCCACCGCUGCGAGUGGUGGAAAAGCAAAAGUAAUCGAGUAUCUCAAAAAGGAACUCGGAUGUAAAACUGUUGUCCAUAUCGGAGACGGAGCAACAGAUUUAGAAACUAUUUCGAUAGCGGACACAUUUAUAGUUUUACUAUAGGAUACGGAGGAAAUGUAGUUAGAGAAAGCGUUAAGAUUGGAGCUCCGUGGUUUAUUACCGAUUUCAAUGAACUUGCGAAUGCAUUGUAAACGUAAAAGGUAAUAUUCUUUCGAACCAUUAAAUUAUUUCUAAUGAUUCGGCGGUAACCGAUAAAUAUGUUUCAAUAAACAUAUAAUACAAUGUUUCCUA
Molecule: messenger RNA, 1282 nt
Organism: Hylaeus volcanicus
Lineage: Eukaryota; Metazoa; Arthropoda; Insecta; Hymenoptera; Colletidae
Gene: aay
Product: phosphoserine phosphatase
Exons: 6
Coding region: 500-1093 (197 amino acids)
Biological process (GO): dephosphorylation; L-serine biosynthetic process
Cellular component (GO): cytoplasm
Molecular function (GO): magnesium ion binding; L-phosphoserine phosphatase activity
Source: RefSeq, a predicted model, not a curated record